Molecule: messenger RNA, 4272 nt
Organism: Closterium sp. Naga37s-1
Lineage: Eukaryota; Viridiplantae; Streptophyta; Zygnematophyceae; Desmidiales; Closteriaceae
Source: the annotation of a GenBank genome assembly
AUGCCAAGUGCGCGCGUGGACUUAUCUGGACCGUGCUCCUCGGUGCCUAGUCCUGGGCCCUUCACACUGCGAGAGUGCACCAACCUGAGGGAGCUGUCCCUCGAGAACAACCGCCUUGUGCGUCCCCUCCUCGACUUCAGAUCCUGCCGUGCUCGUGCCGCCAUCCCACACCAUCGCCUAUCCCUCCCCUGCCCCCCCCCCUCGCUGCAGAUGCCUGGUGGACCUGAGGGUGCUGCGGCUGUUCCACAACCCGCUCAAGUUCUUCCCGGAGAUCCUCCCCUGCCGCCACCAUCAUCACUCCAUUCUCUUUCCAUAACACCACCCUCCAAUCCCCCCACACUCACACACCGCCUACCCCUCCUCCUCUCCCCCCCCGCACAGAUCCUGCCGUGCUCGUGCCACCAUCCCACACCAUCGCCUAUCCCUCCCCUGCCCCCCCCCUCGCUGCAGAUGCCUGGCGGACCUGAGGGUGCUACGGCUGUUCAACAACCCCCCUCGAGUUCUUCCCGGAGAUCCUCCCCUGCCGCCACCUGCGCAUGCUCUCCCUGGCCAACGUGCGCAUCAUCAGCGGACCCUGACCUCAAGAUCGUUGAUGUCAGCAUCGUGGUGAGUCUGUUGGGACGCUUGAGUGCAUGGUUGCAGGAGUGUGACUUGCAUGGGCUCCUGCUUUUCCAUCUGCGCAUGUUCUCCCUGGCCAACGUGCGCAUCGUCAGCGAUCCCGACCUCAAGAUCGUGGAUGUUAGCAUCGUGCAACUGGAGGCGCAGCAAGGCUCUUACUUCUCUGCGUCCAAGCACUGUCUGAGCGACUUCUUCGCCCUCAUCUUCCGGUACUCGUCCGUGCACCACCCGCUGCUGGCGUCCGCCCUGGCGCGCAUCUGUGAGGAUCGCGAGAACCGCGCAGCCAUUGGCAAGGAUGAGAGCGCGAUCAGGCAGAUCGUGAGCAUGCUGCUGGCGGACUCCAAGCACGUGGUGGAGCAGGCGUGCCAUGUGUUAUCAUCCCUCGCAAUGGACGACGCACUGGUGGAGCAAGCAUGCCACGCCCUCUCCUCCCUGGCAAUGGAUGACGCACUGGUGACCCACCUGGUCAAAUCAGACGUGCUGGCAGCCAUCUGCUCGCUGCUGCUCUCCCAGCAGCCGGAGAUCCUCGUGUCAGUGCUGCGAGUCAUUGCCAACCUCGCCCUCGCCUCAGAUUCCGUCGCUGCGCGCAUUCUCAAUGUGGAUUCUGCUGCUAUCCUUACCAGUCUGUGUCACCACACGCACAUGAUGGAUGGCUGGUACGGGUGGGGCAUGGCGUGUGGUGGUGUGCUGCUCUCCCAGCAGCCGGAGAUCCUCGUGUCCGUGCUGCGCGUCAUUGCCAACCUCGCCCUCGCCUCUGACUCCGUUGCUGCGCGAAUUUUGAACGUGGACUCUGCCGCCAUUCUCACCAGCCUCUGCCACCACACUCACAUGAUGGUAUGGUACCAUCCAUCCCCACUAUCCCCUCCCCAAACCCUCCCUCACCCUUCCCAUCACCACCUCACCCUGCAUCCUUUCCGUUCUAACAACCUCCCUCUCCCUCUCGUCCAUCUCUCUCGCCUCUCCUUCCCGUCCCUCUCUCCCGUCCCUCCCUCCUCCUUCUCCCAGGUGCAAACUCAAGCCCUAAUGGCGGUGGGUAACUUGUCAUUCUGCCCGGACAACCGCCGCCUGCUGGUGGCCCAACCAGGCUUCCUGGAUGGGCUCUAUCACCUUGCCACAGGGGGUGGGGGGCUGGGCGGCGGGGGCUUCGGGGGCGGGGGAGGGGGAGAGGAAGCGGGAGAAGGGGGUUUGGGAGCGGAAGGGGGGGGGAUGAGGGGGGGCGGAGGGGGUGUGGGCAGGUACCAGCACAGGGCGUUAGUGGUGGAGGUUCCAACUGUCUUCUCGUUCCGCAAGGCGGCAGCACGGGUGCUUGCUAUUCUGGGUGAAAAUCGGCUGGUGCAGGAGGCGCUAUGCACGAGGGCAGUGGGGCAGAGAGGCGUGUGCGUACUGGUGAUGGAUGGGGGGGGCAUGCGAGGCAUGGCCAUGGUGCAGAUGCCACGCAGCUAUAUAACAACUCCCUCCCGUUUUACCCCCUUCCCCCUCGCUUUGUGCCGUGAAAAUCGGCUGGUGCAGGAGGCGCUGUGCACGAGGGCAGUGGGGCAGAGGGGCGUGCGAGUGCUGGUGAUGGACGGGGGGGGCAUGCGGGGCAUGGCCAUGGUGCAGAUGCUGAGGCAGAUAGAGGGGCGCACGGGAAGGCGUGUGCAUGAGCUGUUUGACCUCGUGUGUGGCACGUCCACUGGCGGCAUGCUGGCAGCUGAGCUGGGGAUCAAACGGCUCACCUUGGACCAGUGCGACGAUGUGCGCGUGCAUGAGCUGUUUGACCUGGUGUGUGGCACGUCCACUGGGGGCAUGCUGGCAGCUGAGCUGGGAAUCAAGCGCCUCACACUCGACCAGUGUGAUGACGUGUGGAGUCGGCAUCGCAAGCUGGUGUUUUCGAACAUGGAGGCGAUGGAGUCGGCAUCGUGGCGGAACAAGCUGACUGUUGAUGUGCUAAGUCAAGUUGCAACCAACCCCUGCUCUCUCCGUGUUCAACCCCCUCCCUCUCUCCCACCAGGCAACCUGGUGUUUUCGAACGUGGAGGCGAUGGAGUCGGCGUCGUGGCGGGACAGGCUGGAGCAGCUGUGUUGUAUCCGAUACCAACCCUUCACCACGCCCAUUGCUAUCCCCGUGUUCAACUCUUCCUUUGUGAACCCUAAUCAACCCCACUCCCCUCUCACCAGGCAAGCUGGUAUUCUCAAAUGUGGAGGCGAUGGAGUCGGCUUCGUGGCGGGACAAGCUGGACCAGCUGUACAAGAGCUCGUCUCAGAACUACCGUGUGGUGGUGCACGGCAGCAAGGUGAGUGCGGGGUGAAGGGCGUGAGCAUGUUAGGGGCUGCGAGGGCCAUGUGUGGGGGGGGGGGGCACAAUGCGGAGCAGUUUGAGCAGCUGUUACAGGAGAUGUGCACGGACGACGAUGGGGAUCUGCUCAUUGACUCCGCAGUCAAGGGCGGGCCCAAGGUCUUUGUGGUCUCCACCCUCGUUAGUGUCACACCCGCCACGCCCUUCGUCUUCCGAAACUACCAGUAUCCCCCAGGAACUCGGGAAACUCCCCAUCCCCCCGCCGACGGGUCCCCCAUGCCCACGCCGCCCCCGCGCAUGCGCACGUCGGGGCUAUCUGCGCUGCUAGGCACGUGCAAGAUGCAGCUCUGGCAGGCCAUCCGAGCCUCCUCCGCAGCUCCGUACUAUUUCGACGAUUUCGCCGUGGGGCCCCACCGCUGGCAAGACGGGGCUAUUUUCGCAAAUAACCCCACGAUUGUGGCCGUUAGAGAGGCUCGGCUGCUCUGGCCGGACCUGCCGCUGGACUGCGUGGUGAGCCUCGGGUGCGGCUCGGCGCCGCCGAAGCUGCGUGGGAGGCCCGGGUGGAGGGUGGCAGAUACGGGGCAGGUGCUUGCAGAGGCUGCGACGUCGGUGGAGCAGGCGGAUCUGGCGUUUGAGUCGGUCAUGCCCAUGCUGCCUGAUGUCAAAUACUACUGCUUCAACCCAGGUCAACGUCUGCCCCCCGCGUCGCCCCUGGCCAAGGUGAUUGGGCCGCAGGGGGAGCAGAAGCGGGGAGGGAGUGGCAGCUCGCUGCACGCGAUCAAUCCGUACCGUCGGCACGUGCUGCUCGUGGACUCCAUCCGGCCGUUCCGUUGUCGCGCCGGCCCUGGCAGCACUCGGCUCGGCUCUGCUGCUCUGCCAUCGGCGGCGGCAGCCGCAGGUCCGGGAAUAGGCUCGGGUGGUGCGGGUGGAGGUUCGGGAGGAACAGUGGGAAGUGCAGGAAGCCGGAGGGGAGUGGAUGGAAGGGGAGGAGGGGGUGGUGGCUCCCCAGUGUCCGAGUUCCCUCCAACCUGGAUCUUAACAAGCCCACAGGGGAAACCACCCGCCCUGCCACUGCCAGCCACUGCUACUGCCAGCACUGCUAUUGCUGCUGCUGCUGCUGCUGCUCCUGCUGCUGCUGUACCGGUGCUGGGGGGGUCUACUAUCAGAGCGAGUAGUACAGAGGACACACCGUGGGAGUGGAAGCGAGGUUUCCGGCCCCUGGAUGGCCGAAGGGGAGGACUUGGAUGGGGAAGAGGAGGGGCAGCGAGGCAUGAGCACCAGGCAGGCCAGGCAUGGGAGCAGUCACACGGGGCAGCACUCAUGCAGCGCCUGCAGCAGGCUGCUGGCGUGGGGCUCGUGCACCUGGCGCUUGCCGUGUGA